Messenger RNA from Perkinsus marinus ATCC 50983, 2172 nucleotides. RefSeq lists its product as hypothetical. The coding region runs from base 783 to 2051 and encodes 422 amino acids. The record is from RefSeq and is a predicted model, not a curated record. NCBI's taxonomy places the organism in Eukaryota, Perkinsozoa, Perkinsida, Perkinsidae. The transcript has a single exon.
UCAAUACAGCGGUCUAAAGUGUAUGCUCCGUUAGUUCACUGGCUGCAGUGCCAGUGGCACUGUGCCACAGCAGCCGUACUGGCGUGAAUGGCCAAAAAACCAUCAACGGGACAGUUAUCAAUACGUUAGUGUCACUCAUUCUAUACGUGAGGCCUGCAUGAGCAAUCUAACAUUUAACGAUGGCUAUCUUAUCUUGAUCAUGGAGGUGUACGUCUGUAGCGAAGCCUGUAACGAACUCGUCGACUACAGCUGUGUGUGAGAGUACCGAAUGUAGCACCCUGCGCUGAAGGAAAGGGCUACGCCCUGUUCAUUUCCCCGCUAAUACGGUGACCCGGGUCGGGUCACCUGACGUGGUCGGUUCGUUCUGGACUCGCUGGAGCGAUUUCAUUCCUCAUUUUUUUCCUUUCACCUUGCUUCACUCUCAGAGAGCGUAUAGUUCCAGUUGCGAUAUAUGAUACUUCAUUGAGGCUUACAACGUGGACGGGGCUAGUGUGUUUUCAGUCGGUGUUGCUGCUGGUUGGGACAGCUAUUCACGUCUCCUCAGAGCCGCAGUGAAAUUUCACUUGAACACGUGAGUUGGGAGUGAUCAACUGCUGGUGAUCAUCUUCCCUUGUCUUCAACAAUCGAACUUCCAUUAUGGAAGUCGUCAAACAGAAGCUGCGUCGAUACUGCUAAUUGCAGGCUGAUAUUCCCUGCUUUGUUUAGUUGAUCGUAAGUUCUUGAUUUAAGCGCACGCGCAAAAACGCGUGUGGACGUUUUGAAAUCUUGCAAUCUUGCGGUUCAUGAGAUUGUGUCGCGGUGACACGCGUACGCUCAUCACACGCAUGUUUUUCGACAGCACGGAUCGCACACACACUGGGUUUCCGACCAUUGAAAGGAUGGUUAGAAACGACUUGGACAACUUUGACGACUUCUUACUUGGAGAAGCCCGUGUUACGCUGCCAAUCGGUCAAGCGAUGGAUCAUGAUACGGUGUCCUUCUCCCCUGUUAGGGGACAUAAUCAGCACGCCAUGAGCACGGACCACGUAGCAGGUGUGUCCGUCGGCAUGAUGGAUUACAUUGGUGGACAGUACGCUCAAGACGGUAAGGAUAUGACUGGUGUUCGUAGCAGUCGUGAAGUAAUGGCGGAGCCUUUCCCGUUCACAGGGGAGCCCCUCGGGGCUGGGGGAGGGGCUCUUGAUGUGGCUGGCUCGCCAACCUCAUCAUUUCCUGCAAUCAAUAUGGAUCUACACGGGGGGUAUGACUAUCGACUUCUCUCUGGUAUUGCUGAUGGUGGUAAGAUGGUAGUCCUUCCAUUCGAUACUGGUUUGGGUGGAUCCAUCCCGAUGGGUUAUGCUUCAAGGCCAGGAGUUGCUCCGGGAGGAGGACCAUUUACGUCACUCCCUGAUAUGACUGACGUGACAACGCCGUUCGUUGGUCACCUCAGCAGUCAAGGAACGUAUCGUUAUCCUCACCAGCCGAGCCUUUCUCUGAACUCUGCAUCACAGAGUACUGCCAUCCCAUAUAAAUCAUCUAUCAAGGUGAUACGACGAGUCAACGGUUACGUCACAAGUCUGCGAGCAGGGCGGAAACAGGCUACUGGUCCCUAUCGGUCGACAUUGGAAGAGUGUCUCCUCGAUCGAGAGCGGAUUCGUAGAGUGCAACGCGAAGGAGGCCUGUCUAAUGCUCAGCUCCUGGAUGUAGUUGAAGAGAUGAAGUGUGCCGCAGAAGGUAGCGGUGCUAGCAGGUUUGGGUCUCGCAGGAAUCAGAAGUCGGAUUAUACGGCACCAGUGGGGGUAAGACGUAUGAACAAGGGUUUCCGAGCCAGUGUCAGAGUCGAUGGUCGUGAGGUUUAUGGCCCUUUGCGAACUGAUGUGGAAGAGGCGGGCAAGGACAGAGCUGAGAUGCUGGGCUUAAGGCAUGCAUUGGAUGUCCCUAAGAUGAGGGAAUUCGUCAAGUCGUUAGCGAGCAGAAAGGCCAGGAUCGAUCUGACCAGCGGAACCUCGAUUGCCGAGACAGGGUCCGCACGACGGAAGCAUUCUCAUGUCCUGCCAACGCAGCUUGGAUUAUGAGUCUUUUUCAGAUAUGUUGUUCAAAGAAAACUUCGUAUUUUGCUUCCUUGUAAAAUUAUAUAAUUUUCACUCUCAGAAUCAUCAAUCAUAGCGGGUUGGCCUUUUUUGCGAUGUCAUUAUU